AUCUAUACAAUCAUACAUAAUACAUCAUCAUGGGACUCAAGAAAAUGUUUCAAAAGAAAGAGCCAACUGAGGCUGAGUUGAGGGAAGAUUUAAACCGGGCUGGGAUAUCCACUAAAUCCACUAAUGGACGUCAAGAGAAGUUCGGCGCAUUUAAGAACUAUGCUCAAGAGCGGGCCCUGAUGAAGCCAGGUUUUGCUCCUGUUAACAACCCAUAUGCUAAUAUAUGUCAGCCAGGUGGUCCUGGUCCAGCAAACCCCUAUGCCAACAAUGUAGGCACUGAUGGUGCUCUGCUGAGUCCAUAUUCUCAACAACAGCAACAACAGAGUCCAUAUUCUCAGCAAAGUGCCUAUUCCCAGCCACAACAAUCAAAUCCUUACGGAGCGCAACGUUUGGCAAACCAACAACAAGGAGCUUAUGGUGGUAGUUCCCGAGAAGAUCCAUACUCUCGCCGUUCGAGCAGAACAAGACCAGACGAUACCGAGUCGCUUGACUUGAACGCUAUCCCCACUCAUCCAAUGCACGCCAGUCGUAAACCAGUAAGGAAGUAUCUCCCGGAAGACGAUGAUUUAAACCUCGAAGAAGAAGAAGAUCUUAAUUUGGAUAUUGAACCGGAACAAGAACAAGUUAAUUCUGAAGAUGAGGAAAUUGAAGCCAUUAGACAGGAUAUCCGAUUCACCAAGCAAGAAAGUGUUCAACUGACCAGAAAUACUCUUCGUAUGGCACAGGAAGCAGAUGCAUCUGGUACCAAUACCCUUGGGAUGUUGGGAUCACAAUCAGAAAGAUUGUAUAAUGCUGAACAAAACUUAUUAUUGGCAGAUACACAAACCAAGAUUGCUGAUGAAAAAGUUAAACAAUUGCACCGAUUAAAUAGAUCAAUUUUUAUUCCUGCUUCAGGUAAUCCCUUCAACAAGAAGGCAAGAUUAAGACAGCAGGAGGAGAAAAUCAAAGCACAAAAGGCUCAAGAAAAGUAUCUUCGUGAAUCCCAUCGUCUGGAAAUGUAUGCCAGUGAACAAAGAAUUAAACAAGGGAUCACCACUAAUGCCACUAGUUCCGACGUGUAUGCCAAAUACCAAGGUGAAAAGGAUUUACAGGCAGCUCAAAGAUAUCAAUUUGAAAAUGAUUCUGAAGAUGACGAAAUGGAAAAGGAAAUUGCUGGCAAUUUGGAUCAAAUUGGUCAGUAUACCAAGAAAUUGAAUCUGAUGGCUAAAACCAUGGGUAAAGAAGUUGAAAGUCAAAAUGUUAGAUUAAGAAAGAUUGAAGAGGAUGCCGAUAGAUUGGAUAUUAAUGUUCAUAUGAAUAAUACUAGAUUAAGUAAUAUUAGAUAGGCUCAUAUUAAUUAAUUUACGUUGAUUAGUUACAAUGACAGUAUAGAGUCAGUAAUAGUGUAUCAAGUCGUUAACUGACACACGUGUACAUCCUUGAAAGGCUAUAAUAAAAGUACAGAUCUAGCCAACUGAUAUGUGUGGUCUAAUCUGAUCGUCUACUUUACUCGUAAUCAAAUACGAAUUGUACCGUGCGGCGCAAAAAAAAUACUUCCCCCCUUAGAUUAUGCGGGUAGAGAUUCAAGAGGCUUAUGUACGUUAAUGCCGGAAGAUUGUGCCAUCUCGUUUAGCUUACGAUAGCUAUUGUUGCCGACAGGAAAGUAUAAAUUCAAUUUAGCCAAUUAUGGUUAAGUCUAUUUCUAUUUCGCUUAGCGUUUCCAUAUAGUUACUUAUUAUAUAUAGGAAAUCCAGAUUAGAU
This is a messenger RNA of Spathaspora passalidarum NRRL Y-27907, 1740 nucleotides long. RefSeq names its product Sec9p (gene SEC9). Bases 30 to 1325 code for a protein of 431 amino acids. The record is from RefSeq and is a predicted model, not a curated record. Gene Ontology annotation, biological process: exocytosis; vesicle fusion. NCBI's taxonomy places the organism in Eukaryota, Fungi, Ascomycota, Pichiomycetes, Serinales, Debaryomycetaceae. Gene Ontology annotation, cellular component: SNARE complex; plasma membrane. Gene Ontology annotation, molecular function: syntaxin binding; SNAP receptor activity. The transcript has a single exon.